Molecule: messenger RNA, 4032 nt
Organism: Dictyostelium purpureum
Lineage: Eukaryota; Evosea; Eumycetozoa; Dictyosteliales; Dictyosteliaceae
Exons: 5
Coding region: 1-4032 (1343 amino acids)
Biological process (GO): sexual reproduction
Source: RefSeq, a predicted model, not a curated record
AUGAUAAAAAAAAUAUUUGUUUUAUUAUUUAUUUUUAUUUUUAAAAUAAAUAAUAGCCAAAUCAUAUAUAAUAAUGGGGACAUUAAAUUGUAUGAUUACCCAUCAAAUGUUUAUUCAAGUUAUGGAACCAAAAAUGGAAAUACAAUUUGUAAUAACGAUCUUGUGUAUUGGAUGCCCAGCAAUACUUUUGAAAUUAAAGAUAUUCAACCAAACAUUCCAUUCACCCGAAAUACUAAAAAUGUUUUAGUUUUUACCUUAAACACUCCAGUAUCAUCAAAUAUUUAUAAAUUUAAUUUAAUUAUUACAAAUACCUCCUCUUUGUCGGAAUCACAAUAUACAAUUAACUUUUUAUGUGAAAGUAUAGAUACAGAAAAGUUGCAAAUUAAAGCUUUGUUCGAUAAACCCUUACCAGAUAAAAACACGGUAAAUUUUUAUUAUAUAUAUGUUUCAAUUAAAGAUUUAAAGUAUCCAUUAGAUCUAUUGGCAACAUCACCUACUUUCUCAAAUGAAGUAAUUAAUACAGAAAGAUUAAAUAAAGAGCUUUACAAUUUAAAAAUUAAUAAAGAAUUUGAAAAAAUAAUAGAUGUUAAUAUAAUCAUAAAUAUAUCUAUUCAGUCAAAGCAAUUUUCUAUUACAUUAAAACCAAUUUACCAAUCAUCCUCUUAUCAGUUAUUAAAAGUAAAGUCAUUUCCCAGUUCUCUUGCAGGACCUUUUAUAUACUAUCCAUUUUCAGCACCAGGUCUAUUUUUAACAUCUAACCUAACCAACUCCAAUUCGAUGUUGAUAUAUAACACAACAAAUUUCCUAGGUGAAUAUAUAAAAAAAAUAGGUCAACAAGUUGAUAGUAAUGGAAAUUUGCUAUAUACUUAUAUUGCACCAUUCAAUUUUUACACUGGUAGUAAUGGGGAUCAAAAAUAUUUCAUUAAAUACAACAAUGGUCCAAAUUUAGCUACAUUGGAAAAUUCUAUUGAAUUUGAAAUAAAAUCUCCCCAAUCUCCUUUACAAUCAACCUUAAGAGUUGAAGAUACCUUUAGCCAUAAAAUAGGAUGUGUUAAAUUAAACUGUCCAUUAAAUAGCUCCCCAAUAAAGUAUCAAUAUUUCGGUCUUAGUUUUGAAGCUGAGUAUCCUUAUGGUAUAGUUGAAGGAUCACCUACAGAGUUUACUUUUAAAAGCUUUUACCAUUUUAAAUUAGCAAAUGCUGCUUUUGAUAAUGCUUUAGGUGUUUCCCAAGUAUAUACCGGGAUUAAUUAUAAUGCCCCUCUUGAUGAAGAGAGUUCAACAGACACUUUACCACCAACAAUUUAUAUAUUCGAACUAGAACAAAUUAUAGCAAAUAAAUAUCUAUUAAGGGUAGGUGCCCAGGACCAAACCUCAAUUUCAACAUUCCUAUUGUAUAAAAGAUUUGGUUAUGAGACCUUGGUUAGUGGAGAUUCAAAGGAUGGUAUCUUUGAAAUGAUUAUAGAUAUAUUUCAAUUUAAUUUUUUUAGUGUUUACGACUACUUUUCCAAUAAAAUAGAAAUGACUGAAAACGCAAUAGCAAUUGUUUAUCCAAAUAACAUACCACUAUUGAUAACUCCUAAGCAGGUUCCAUACGUCGAUUUUAUAAUAGAAGAUGUUAGGUUUUUAAAGAAUGAUAUCGAUAUUUUAAAUCAACCUUCCAACAAUUCAAUUUACUUUUAUUCAUCAAAUCUCCCAAAGGACUAUCCUAUUACUUUCCAACUACUUGACACCAUAUCUUAUUAUGAUCAACUUGAAGGAUUUAUACAGCCUUUACCUGUCAAAUGGAGUAGCUCACUUCAGCUUUUCUAUUGUAAUUUUAUGGUACCAAAGAAUACAGAUGCAUACGAAAUAGAUUACGAAUUUAAAACACCUUAUACUACAAUUAAAUCUGCAGCAUAUUCACCACUCAGGGUAGCAAAAACCAACUAUGAUAAUGAUGGCCCAAUGAUCACAAAAAUUACAAACGCAAAUACAUUCGAAAAAACUGGAUGGAGAAUUACAAUUACCGAUGAAACCAAUGGGUUUAGCAAUGGAUAUAUUAAAGCAAUAGGUUUAAACGAUUUUUCAAUAUUCACUUUUAAUUUCACCUUUCAAAAUGCAACUAGUGGCACUAUUUUUAAUGGUGUCUAUGAUAUAAUAAUAAAUGUUCAUAUACUCUGCACAGUUCAAGAAUAUGAAAUUGAUUUUAUUUAUUUAGAAGACACAGGUAAAAGAUUUUCUCAAUAUUCAAAAUUUGGUUCAAAGUAUAUUGCAGCAAGAAAUCCCUUCAGAAAUUUAGAAGAAUCAAUAGAAGAUUACAAAACAAUGACAAUAUGUUCAAUUAUCAAUAAUGGAACUCGUUCACCAGAUCUUCUAUCGUUUAAUUAUUCAAAGAAUGAAAUUGAUGUUGGUGGAGUUGAUAGAACAAUAUCAUUUUGGUUUACUGCUGAGGAUACUGAAAGUGGCUUAAUGCCAUCUCAAAAACCCAAAGUAUAUUUAACAGCUUCCGAUAUGCAAUUACUUCAAUGUGAGUCAAUAAUUACUGAAAAAAAAGAAUCUAUGACCUCGUAUCAAUGUGACAUAGAAGUACCUCUUGGAUUUGGUUAUCCAAAUGACUUAUUAGUAUCUGUGCAUGGUUUCAUUAAUAAUGGUGGCUUUUAUAGUGGGUUUUCAAAUGAUGCAGAUGUGCUUAUAUACCAUUCAAGAGUUAAGGUAAUCUAUUCAAUGAUCCCAAUGCUUAUCAGCUAUGAACCAGUUUAUAUAUAUUCAACAUCAGAUAUUGUAAUAUAUGGCAAAUCUCUAAAAAACACAAUAUCCACUAUGAUUAAAUAUUCAAAUAAUGUUGUAAAGUCAUAUAAACCUAGCAGAAUUAUUGGUGAAACAGUAUUAAUAAUUAAAAGAGAUGAAAGUAUAGAAAUUACUGGUCCAUUUAGAGUUACUGCCAUAUCACAAUCAAAUAGAACCAAUAUAAUUACAAUCUACCCAAUUGAUGGCGGGUCUACAGGACCAAUGCCUCCAACUACAAACAAACCACAAAAAUGUCAAGGAACACCUCCAUGUGGUGGCCCAUCUCGUGGCCAUUGUGUUGAAAAUCAAGGUUGUGUGUGCAAUUCCCCAUAUGUUGGUAUAGAUUGCUCAUCCCAGGUUAUUAUUGUACCCAAGCCAUCAGUCAACAACACUGAGCCAACUGUUCAAAUUCCAAUAAAUGAUGACGAUGAAGUUGAUAAUGUUCUCUACAACUCAUUGGUAUCUAUAGUAUCGAUUAGAGAAAUAUCAAAUAUUAAUAAUAGUGCAAUAGGAACAUAUAAUUUUGAUAAGUGGUAUUUGAAACCUAUAGAUCAAUCGACAAACCAAUACUAUACCAACUUGACAAUAUCAUCACAAACAGUUCAUAUUACGGCAACAUUAAAAUGGUUUGAAAAUAUUACAAAUAUUAAUUUUGCAAAUCAAAAUCUAACCAUGAAUCCAUCAUCAAUUAAAUAUACCAUAGAAAUUUCCAACUAUCCAUUUGAAAAUCGUAUAAACUCUCUUCAACUUAUAAUGUCAGCAUCAUUUAUUUCAAGCAAAACUAAAGAUACCUGCUCAUUAAAAGAAUUUGACGAAACCACAUCCGGUGAUAAUUCAAAUUAUUUAAAAAUUCAAAUAGAAAACAAAUCGUUAUAUGGCAGAUUCAUAAAAAGAGCUAUUAUUAAUGAUGGAGCCGCAACAGUAUCGUUACAAAAUGAUUUAAUAGACUCUGAAAUGAAUACAAUAACAAAUCCACACCAAAUUCAAACCUAUAUAGGAAUAUUAAUGCCAUGGUUCGAAAAUAAUAUAAUUAUAGAUCCUGACUUUUCAGUGUUGGUUGAUAGUAACUCUGCCUCUUUAUCAUCAAACUCCACAUGCGCAAACAAUGAUCAAAAAUUAUCAAAUACCAAAAUUGCUGGAAUUGCUAUUGGUUGUGCUGCUUUUACAAUCAUUGCUGUGGUAUCUGUAAUAUAUAUUAUUCACAAAAAAAAAGUAAACAAAAGAUUUUUAAAAAAUAUAGAUGUCAAACUAAAAGAUAUGCAAUAA